ACGAACGAACGUAGUUGUGCUCAGGGCUACGUUUGUAGUGUGGAGAAAUCAAAAACUUCUGUUCCAUGUAUUGUGGACUGCAAUACGAAUCAGAAGGAUCUGUGCAUAAGUGCAGACGACUUCUAUAUAGAUUUGGACACUACUCCCCCAUCAACCACUGAGGAAUCGGCAUCUACCGAUGAAUCUUCAACUCCUGAACUAUCUACAAUCCCCGAAGAAACUUCAACCACUGACGUAUCCAUAACCACUGACGAGUCGCCAAUUACAACUACGGAUGCGUCUACAAACACAGAAGAGCCGGCAACAACAGACGAGAAUACAACAACUGAAGAAUCUACAACUAUUGAUGAUUCUGCAACUUCAACAACCACUGAUGAGUCUACAACUACUAAUGAUUCUACAACCACCAAUGAAUUUACAACAACUGUUGAGUCCACAACCACCGACGAAUCGUCAACUACUGACGAAACUACAAGCACUGAAGAAUCUACAACUACUGAUGCCUCUACAACCACUGAAGAGUCUACAACCACUGAACAAACUACAACCACAGCAACUGAAGAGUCUACAACUACUGACGAAUCUACGACCACAGAUGUGUCCACAACUACUGAUGAAUCUACCACAGAACCACUAACAACUACUACUGAAGUACCUACAACUACUACUGAACUUUCUACAACUACAAGUGAAGAACUAUCAACUACUACUGAAUCACCAACCACAACUACUGAGCCACCCACAACUACCACUGAACCACCCACCACUACUACAGAAGAACCCACCACUACAACAGAAGAACCCACCACUACUACUGAAGAACCCACCACUACUACUGAAGAACCCACAACAACCACUGAAACACCGACUACUACCACUGAAGCACUCACAACCACAACUGAACCACUCACCACUACGACUGAAGCACCCACCACUACUACUGAACCACCAACCACAACUACUGAAACACCCACAACUACCACUGAAGCACCGACCACUACCACUGAAGCGCCUACAACCACUACAGAGCCCCACACUACUACCACUCAAGAACCCACCACCACAACUGAAGCUCUCACAACCACUACAGAGCCACCCACCACUACCACUGAAGAACCUACCACCACAACGGAAACACGCACCACUACAACUGAUGCACCCACAACCACUACAGAGGCACCCACCACCACAACUGAAGCACCCACAACCACUACAGAGCCACCCACCACUACUACUAAAGCACCCACAACUACUACUGAAGCACCGACCACCACAACUGAAGCACCGACCACUACUACUGAACCAUCAACCACAACUACUGAAAAACUCACCACUACUACUGAAAAGCCCACCACUACUACUGAACCACCCACCACAACUACAGAAACGCCUGCAACCACUACAACGCCGAGUCCCGAAGCACAAGUUUGUGAAAACGGACCCACAGGAUAUUUCGCAUAUCCAAAUGAUACGGAUUGCAGAAGCUACAUCUACUGUAAUUUCCGAGGAGGCGUUUGGCAAGGCGUUAGGCUUCAAUGCCCUGCCGAAAACCCAUACUUCACUGUUGGAAAAAUUUGUGGACCUGAGAAGCCAACGGGUGUUGGCUGUGUAGAGUGA
This is a messenger RNA of Scaptodrosophila lebanonensis, 1617 nucleotides long. RefSeq names its product mucin-5AC-like. Gene Ontology annotation, cellular component: extracellular region. The record is from RefSeq and is a predicted model, not a curated record. The annotation marks the transcript as partial. NCBI's taxonomy places the organism in Eukaryota, Metazoa, Arthropoda, Insecta, Diptera, Drosophilidae. Gene Ontology annotation, molecular function: chitin binding. The transcript has 3 exons.